Messenger RNA from Cyclocybe aegerita, 1395 nucleotides. The record is from the annotation of a GenBank genome assembly. NCBI's taxonomy places the organism in Eukaryota, Fungi, Basidiomycota, Agaricomycetes, Agaricales, Hemipholiotaceae.
AUGCUUUUAUCAGUUCCUCCCGAGAUUUUCUUGGAGGUCAUUUCCUUCCUUUCCCUGAAAGACCUGGCGCAACUCGUCGGUGUUUCUCGCGAAAUCCAGCCCGCAGUACUCGAAAUACUCUACAAGUCUAUCAAAUUAUACAAUCGAAAUCCAUCCAUCAAGUACACCUUCGACCUGCUGAAGAAAGACGGGUUCGUCGCCUCGCAAGUCACGCACGCCACACUCGUUACGUACGUGAAAUGGGGCGAGCCAGCUGCGACCGACAAGUGGUGGGACUCAGAGGUAUUAUCGAAGGUGAAGAAUCUCGAGACAGUUGAAGUGAUAGGCCCCCUUCUUGGAGACCAUUUCAUCAUACCUGCAAUCAAGUCUCUCCGACGGGCGAAAGGCGGCCUUCCGCCCUCGGUGAAGAUUAUUACCUUUCGUACCUCUCAGGAGCGUCGCUGGGUAUACACGUACCAUCCGAAAGAGCACGUUGCGCGCGUUCAGAUAUGGAUGAACAUUGAAACCAUAACAGCGUCGACAUUCGCGAGAGAUUAUGGCAGAAAUCUGACCCACUUCACGAUGUCCUCUAAAUCUCUCGUCAACUACUUUCCGGGCAUCUUUCAUCCUUCGUUCCGUGUCCAUAUGCCCAAGCUCACGCACCUCGAGCUGGGGAACGUCACGCGUAUCAAAGGCGAGUUAUUCCAGGCGGUUCGAAGGUACCUCACGGAGUUCAUUAUUCGACACGACACGAUCACCCAUCUCUCUCUGGGGACAAAGCGCCCGUCUGCCCGUCCGACACAUUAUUUCAACUUCGACGAAACGAUCAUCCUGCCGGACUUCCUUCCUGCUUUGAGGAGCUUCGAGGGCUUCCCUGAGAACGUCCUGGUUCUCCAGAAUCGCCACGUCAAGUCGAUGUUUAAGUUUACGUCGCUAAAUCUUGCUGAACGGGAGGCGCAGUCUCCCGCUCGUCGAGAAACUCGGGAUCAGGACGACGACUGGCAUGAUGCCAACUUGGAUAUCAUGGGGUGUCUUCAACGCCUUCAACGCCUCCCGACGGUAUUUCCCAGAGUUGUCGAUUGGGAAGGGAGGUUCCCGGCGCCAUCGUUCGGAAAGCUGCUGAUGAUCUUGGACAGUAACUAUUUACUCAAAAUAUUCGGUGGAUUCAAGCACCUCGAGGAUAUCACCCUCCCGAAGCACAUUCUCUUUAGCAUGCUCCCCUCUCCGGCACUGGAUCACGAGAACCUCUAUCCUUUAGCGGAGAUUUGCCCAAAGCUGAGUAAAAUAAUCGGCCAGAGGAGCAAAUACAUGUUGUCUGGAGAUUAUGUAUUCAAGCUCGAGCGUGGAGAGAAAGGCGACCUUGUUGAUGUUUUGGUUGAGGAGGUAUUUUCUGUCGAGGGAGGAGCGAGUCCGUAA